Loxodonta africana (African savanna elephant) is the source of this 924-nucleotide messenger RNA. It is a transcript of the gene CLEC4D, whose product is annotated as C-type lectin domain family 4 member D. The record is from RefSeq and is a predicted model, not a curated record. Bases 175 to 801 code for a protein of 208 amino acids. Lineage: Eukaryota; Metazoa; Chordata; Mammalia; Proboscidea; Elephantidae. The transcript is spliced from 6 exons.
UUGGACGGACUUCUUCUUUUGAGUUAACUAUUUUGUACUGGCCACUUUCUAAACCCACUAAGUUUUUCUGAGUAUAUUCUCUGCAUCCAUAGGAUACAGGAAGUAUAUUUUGGGGAAAAAUAUAAAAUCCUCAUAGUUCUCUCAACCACUAGACAGCAAGGAUAUUAAUACACAAUGAUGGUAGAAGAACCUCAAAGUAGACGAGACCGACAUCCCAAGCUAAUUCCUUGGACCAUUGCUGUUGUUUUCAUCUCACUUCUCAGCGCUUGUUUUAUCACAAGUUGUUUGGUGACUCAUCGCAACUUUCUACGCUGUGAAAGAGGCACCAGAGGACUCAAGUACCAUAGCAAGCUGACUUGCAACAAAGAAAAUUCAAAACUGAAAGGGAGCACCUGGAAUUGCUGUCCUGUUGAUUGGAGAGCCUUCCAGUCCAACUGCUAUAUUAUUCUUAACGACAAAAAGACCUGGGAUGAGAGUGUGAAGAACUGUACAGGGAUGGGGGCCAACCUGGUGACCAUCAGCACAGAGGCUGAGCAGAACUUUAUUAUUCAGUCUUUGGAUACACAGUUUUCCUAUUUCCUGGGACUUACAAAUCAGAACACAGAAGGCCAGUGGCAGUGGGUGGACAGGACGCCAUUUAACCCACACUUGGUAUUCUGGCAUAAAGGUGAACCCCGCAACCAUCAGGAAGAACACUGUGUUGUCAUUGUUCAGGAGAAAGAUAAAUGGGGCUGGAAUGGUUUUCCUUGUCAGUUUCAGACAAGUAGGAUUUGUAAGAAACCUGGAAGAGUAUUCAAGUAGAAACCUCUGAACUGGCCCAUGUGAUGGGGCCAGAAAAGAGGAACCCAUUAGACUAGGGCAGGAUGCGCAUCCGCCACUGGAAUAGAAAACACAUGCUGGGUCAUAAAGCAUUUUUGGUCAUGA